AUUCAAUCCCCCGGACCCUUCAAGAGAUAUUGUUUCUCCACAAUCCAAAAGUAACCAGCUUUUUUCUGAAAUGGCAAAGAGAGAGCAGAAGGCUAGUUUUAUGCUGCUUAUAAUAAUCAUUCUUCUGCUGUUUCAGUGCAAGGUGGCCACCGUAUUUAGCAGGAGUUGCAGCAGCCCUCCAUGCCAUAUCAAACUAACAGCCACAGCCACAGCCACAGCCACCGCGACAAGAAAGCUUUAUGCAAUGGGAGGCCACUAUUCCACGAGAUCACAAGAUGAAGGCGGCCGUGAUGAUUAUAAUGAUAACAACAACGGUUUCUAUAGAAGGCAAGGUGAUGUUCCAAGCCCAGGAGUUGGUCACUGAUCUCACACUCCUUUUGCUGUCUUAUACAUAUGUUGCCAGUACAUAUAUAUCUUCCCAUGUCUAUUUUUAUGCAGCUUCCUGAACAUAAAUAUUUUAUUUUAUU
This is a messenger RNA of Rubroshorea leprosula, 467 nucleotides long. NCBI's taxonomy places the organism in Eukaryota, Viridiplantae, Streptophyta, Magnoliopsida, Malvales, Dipterocarpaceae. The record is from the annotation of a GenBank genome assembly.